AGUUCAGAUCCAGUUAAAUCUAUUCACCGUAUAACCUCCAUAAAUUUCAUUCAAUAAAUUUCUUUAUAUAGUUUUAUUUAUUCUUACUAAUGAAACAUGAAUUUACCCGCGAAAAUAAAGAAAUUAGAUGAAGUUGUAGUAAAUAGAAUUGCAGCUGGUGAGAUCAUUCAGAGACCAGCAAAUGCAUUAAAAGAAUUAAUAGAAAAUAGCCUGGAUGCUAAAGCUACAAAUAUUCAGAUAAUAGUGAAAGAAGGAGGACUGAAAUUAUUACAGAUUCAAGAUAAUGGCACAGGUAUUAAGAAAGAUGAUAUGGAUAUUGUAUGCGAAAGAUUUACUACAAGCAAAUUACAAAAUUUUGAAGAUCUCAAAACGAUAUCAACAUUUGGAUUCCGUGGAGAAGCUUUAGCAAGUAUUAGUCACGUUGCACUUUUAACUAUAACAACUAAAACGUCUGAUGAGAAAUGUGCAUAUAGAGCGAUGUAUAUCAAUAGUAAAUUGAAAGAACAACCGAAACCAUGCGCUGGUAAUCAAGGUACAACGAUCACCAUUGAAAAUUUAUUUUACAAUGUAGCAACUCGGCGGAAAGCAUUGUCCAACUGGUCAGAAGAAUUUGGUAAAAUUACGGACGUAGUUAUAAAAUAUGCUAUACAUAAUCCUACAGUUGGAUUUACAUUAAAAAAACAUGGAGAGACAACGCCACAAGUUCGAACGACACAUAAUUCUACUAAAAUGAAUAAUAUAAGAAUAUUGUAUGGAAAUCCAGUGGCAAGAGAGUUGUUAGAAAUUGAAUUUCAAGAUGAUAGUUAUCAAUUUAAAAUGCAUGCGCUGAUAACAAAUCCAAAUUACACAAGUAAACGAAUGAUAUUUUUAUUAUUUAUUAAUAAUCGUCUUGUAGAAUCUACUCCAAUUAAAAAAAUGUUAGAGGAGAUGUAUGCGAUACAUCUGCCAAAAAAAACUCAUCCAUUUGUUUAUUUAUCCUUGGAAAUUAAUCCUAAUAAUGUUGAUGUUAAUGUACAUCCAACAAAACAUGAAGUUAGAUUUCUCCACGAAGACAUUAUAAUAGAAAAAGUUAAAUUGGCUUUGGAUGAAAAAUUAACCGGUGACAGUGCAUCAAGAACAUUUUAUAUGCAAGCACGUUUGCCAAAAGUUGAUGUCACUGAAAAAACUUUGAAAGAAAUUUUACCUGAAUUCGAGAAAAAUAAUUCAGGAAAACAGAAAAAAAUAUACGAUAAAGAAUUGAUUAGAACUGAUUCUGCUGAUCAAAAACUUGAUAAGUUCAAUUUUACCAUUCAUACUGCUAUGAAAAUAGCUAGAGAUAAUAAUUUAGAACAAAUAGAAGAAUCUAAUCUUCAAACUGAAAAGAUAUUGAAAUUAAAUAUAUCAAAUGAUACUAAAAAUAAUGCUGCUGCAAAUGAUAUUUCUGUAAAUGAAAAAGAAGUGAAUAUAUCAAAUAAAAAUGCAUUACACGAAAAACAUUUACAAAAUAAUGAAUCUGUACAUUUAAGUGCCAUCAUAGACCAAUCAACGCCAUCAAUCUUAUCUGAGCCAAUUGCAUCUACAUCUAAUAAUAAUAUUAAUCCAAAUUCUUUUAAGAAAGAAACAAUUUUAUUAAUGUCAGAAUCUGAAUCAGAUGAUUCAGGUAAUGAAGAACAAUAUGGAGUAAAUAAAUUUAAUGAAUCGGUUGCAAAAAAUGCACGUAAAAGAGUAUGUCAAUAUUUCGGUAAUAAAAGUAUUGAAGAUUUGGAAAGAGAACAGCCACCGAAAAAUCCAGUUACUAAUAUAAAAAAAGAAAAUAAUGAUAAUAAAAUAGAACAAUUUAAUAAACAAUGUACAAAAGAUAAAGUUGAUUGCGUAUCUCAACUAAACGUUGUUACCAAAGAAGAAGAUAAAUCGGUACGAGAAUUCAAAUCUUAUUCUAUAAACAAUUUUAGAAGAGAAGUAAAAUUAACUAGUGUGUUAAAAUUAAGGAAAGAAGUAGAAGAUAAUUGUCACCAAGGAUUGAGAGAAAUUUUAUCUAAUUUAAUAUUCGUUGGAUGCAUCGAUGAAAUAUCCGCGUUGGUACAAAGUGGCGUAAAUUUAUAUAUAUGCAAUACAAAAAAAUUAGCCGAGGAACUUUUCUACGAAAUUAUGCUGUAUGACUUUGCUAAUUAUGGCGUUAUGAAGUUCUCAGAUCCAAUAUCUUUAUAUGACUUAGCUAUGUUAGGAUUAGAAACCGAGGAAGCAGGAUGGACGGAAGAAGAUGGUCCAAAAGAAGAGCUAGCUAUAAGUGUAAAAGAAUUAUUAUUAGAAAAGGCAGAUAUGAUGAAAGAAUAUUUUUCUAUAGUCAUAGAUAAAAAAGGAAAUUUAAAAUCAUUACCAAUAAUAUUAGAUAAGUAUUUUCCAUUUGAAGGAGAUUUACCAAUGUAUAUUUUACGCUUAUCGACAGAGGUUGACUGGACUACUGAACAAGCAUGUUUCCAAAAUAUUUGCAGAGAAACAGCAAAAUACUACAGUGAAAUGAAUCCUAUUCAUAAUAUGCAUGACUGGAAAUAUGUUACAGAACAUAUUUUAUAUCCAGCAAUUAGAGAAAGUUUGUUACCUCCAAAACCUUUUGCCCAUGACUCAACUAUACUGCAAAUAGCCAGUUUACCUAAUUUAUAUAAAGUAUUUGAAAGAUGUUAAGAAAUAAAUUCUUUCAUACCAUAUUUUUUGUUACCUGUGAUAUUAGCCGUUAC
Polistes canadensis is the source of this 2714-nucleotide messenger RNA. It is a transcript of the gene Mlh1, whose product is annotated as DNA mismatch repair protein Mlh1. Lineage: Eukaryota; Metazoa; Arthropoda; Insecta; Hymenoptera; Vespidae. The transcript has 9 exons. Gene Ontology annotation, biological process: mismatch repair. Gene Ontology annotation, cellular component: MutLalpha complex. Gene Ontology annotation, molecular function: ATP binding; ATP hydrolysis activity; ATP-dependent DNA damage sensor activity. The record is from RefSeq and is a predicted model, not a curated record. The coding region runs from base 97 to 2661 and encodes 854 amino acids.